Messenger RNA from Symbiodinium natans, 1845 nucleotides. NCBI's taxonomy places the organism in Eukaryota, Dinophyceae, Suessiales, Symbiodiniaceae. The record is from the annotation of a GenBank genome assembly.
AUGUUGACGACCUUUUCGCAGUUGGAGCCGAUGCAAGAAUGUGUGAAGGCCAAGUACCGAUGCACGAUUUCCUUCUUGAAGCAGCCUGGUGAUGAGAUCAACUUCUUGAAGAGGAAGCGCAAGUGGGCAUUGAAUGACGUGCUAGCCAUCAUGCCCACCCCGAAGCAUGUAGAAGGUCUUGCUGUGUUGCUUGGUGUUUGUGCGCAACGUCCUAAGGACAGUCCCUUGCCCGCAGGCGGAACCCUUCCGCUGUGGACACAGCUUGCACCCCUUGACGAUGUCAGGUCAGGGAUCUACAGAAAGUGCAUCGGGGUACUUCUGUAUGUGUCCAGCGAUUAUCCUGCAGCCCAGUUUGGCAUAAAGACGCUAAGCAGCAUGUGCGGGAAGCCAAACGAAGAUGCAUGGCGAUGCCUCAGGCAUCUGGUGAACUAUAUGUUCUUUCACGAGAAUCACAUCACUUGCCUUCGGACUGAGGGUAAAGGCACUGGCCUAGUCGUCCGUCAUGACACUCACACUUUAGAGGUGUUCGCUGAUGCUGAUUGGUCAGGGAACCGAUCGACAAGAAAGAGCACCAGUGCAGGAUGCAUUGCCUUUGACGGCAUGGUUGUUCACACGUUUUCAAGAAGCCAAAGCUGCGUAAGCCUAAGCAGUGGUGAAAGUGAAUAUAUUGCAUGCGUGAGCGCAACAUGCGACGGCAUCUUCCUUCGUAGCGCCCUUCAACACAUCUUACGCACCGAUGUGUCCAUGCAUUUGUUCACAGAUUCAAGUGCAGCUCGCGGCAUUUUGGGCAGACAGGGAUGUGGACGUCUCCGUCACAUUUCUGGUCGCCUGUUAUGGCUACAGGACUUCCUGUUCAAAUGGAAGAAAGCAUCGCUCCACGCGGUGCCGACCUUGACAAAUCCAGCUGACUUGUUUACAAAGUCUUUGUCAGGGGCCCGUGUCCGCACUUUGAGCCACAUCCUUGGGAUCCGUGAUUCGCAUGACGGAUUUUCUCUUGUUGAGACGACUGAGUUUGAGGAGCGGCAGCGACGUGAGCAGGCAAAGAAGUUUCUUCGUGCUGUGAGGAGCGCAGGUCGUGGAAAUGCCGAGGCGUUGCAAUUGCUUGCAUUGUUGGUCCAGGUCAUGGGCAACAAGGCUACGGAUGUUGAAGAUUCGAGCCCGUGGAUCAGCUUUGUCUUUGUCGUCGUAGCAACAGUGUGCAUUGCGUUCCUGCUUGGCCGUGCCAGUGUCAACUUGAACUUUGCAUCCCUUCUGGAGUGGCUUAGGUUUGAAGCAACAGAGGCUCAGCAGCCAUUGCUAGCCGAAGCACCUGCUCUUGCAGAAAACCUUGAUGUGCUUUCUGACGAUAGCCGUGAAAGUCUUGGUUUACAGCGUUACUCACCGCGAACUCGUGCAGAGAUCCUCGGUCGGUCACCGCCUGUGACACCGAGUGAAUCUGAAUUUGAAUCUGAGCAGCCAGACUCAGAGCCGGUUGGUGACGCCGCAACUAUUCCUGUGAUUCCAGCUGGUCAGACAGCUAACAUGCAGCAGCCUGCAUUGCUGCAGGAUGAUGACAUCCUUCGGGUGAGGGAAGAUGCUGAUGUAUGGAUUGCCUCAAGAAGUGGAAUCCGCUUUCAUCUUCUUAGUGAGUGCGAUGGUCUUAGAAGGGCCCGUCAGGUUCGUAGUUUCCUGGUCAGUAUGACAUGUGUUACUCGUGCCAGUUGUGGACUCGAGAGCUUGCGCGUCGCCAGCACAUUGCACGAUUGGCCACCAUGUACCACAUUCUGCAUGUGCAUGGCCAACAACUGCCAAAUCCCAUGCUUCAGAUCCUUCCAGAGCCCGAGCCGCAUGAUGAUACGUAAAUGA